GGAGGGGCUCGGGACCUGACACCGGCAUCGCCCGCAUCGCCGGCAGCUGCCGCCUCCUGAGACAUGAAGAAGUUCUUCGACUCGCGCCGGGAGCAGGGCGGCUCCGGGCCCGGGUCGGGCACCAGCGGCGGCGGAGGGUCCCGUAGUGCAGGGGUUUGCAGAUGGACACGUAGCGGCUACAUCGGCCGGGUCUUCAGCAUCGGCCGGCACCAGGUCACCGUGGACGAGGUGCUGGCGGAAGGUGGCUUUGCAAUCGUGUUCCUGGUGAGGACGAGCAAUGGGGUGAAGUGUGCCCUGAAGAGGAUGUAUGUCAAUAACGAGUACGACCUGCAGGUCUGCAAGAGAGAGAUCCAGAUCAUGAGGGAUCUGUCUGGCCACAAGAACAUUGUGGGCUACAUUGACUCCAGCAUCAACCCUGUCAGCAGCGGGGACGUGUGGGAGGUGCUGAUCCUCAUGGACUUCUGCCGGGGGGGACAGGUGGUGAACCUGAUGAACCAGCGCCUGCAGACCGGCUUCACCGAGAGCGAGGUGCUGCAGAUCUUCUGUGACACCUGUGAGGCUGUGGCCAGGCUGCACCAGUGCAAGACUCCCAUCAUCCACAGGGAUCUGAAGGUUGAAAACAUCCUGCUGCAUGACCGUGGCCACUAUGUCCUGUGUGACUUUGGAAGUGCUACUAACAAAUUCCAGAACCCUCAAACAGAAGGGGUGAAUGCGGUCGAGGAGGAGAUCAAGAAGUACACGACGUUAUCCUACAGAGCCCCAGAGAUGGUGAACCUGUACAGCGGCAAGCUCAUCACCACCAAAGCAGACAUUUGGGCCCUGGGCUGUUUGCUGUACAAGCUGUGCUACUUCACCUUGCCCUUUGGGGAGAGCCAGGUGGCCAUUUGUGAUGGCAACUUCACCAUUCCAGACAACUCUCGGCACUCCCAGGACAUGCACUGCCUCAUCCGGUACAUGCUUGAGCCAGACCCUGAUAAGAGACCUGACAUUUAUCAGGUCUCCUACUUUGCAUUCAAACUGGCCAAGAAGGACUGCCCGGUGCAGAAUGUCCAGAACUCUCCAAUCCCUGCUAAGCUCCCAGACCCAGUUAAAGCAAGUGAAGCUGCUGCAAAGAAGAGUCAACCAAAGGCCAGGCUCACAGACCCCAUCCCUACGACAGAAACGUCCAUAGCACCCCGCCAGAGACCUAAAGCAGGACAGACCCAGCCCAAUCCUGGGAUUCUGCCCAUCCAGCCAGCCCUGACACCCAGGAAGAGAGCCACAGCCCAGGCAGCCAUCCAGCCACAGGUUGCAGGCCCGGCUGCCCUGGGCAGUGCCCAGCCCGCGCUCCCUGCCAGCACCCCCCAGCCUAAAGCAGCCCCCCAGCAGCCUCCAGCCCAGCCCCAGGCCAAGCCGGCAGCAGCUCCCCAGGCACAGCCCCAGGUCCCCUCAACACAGCCCCAGGCCACCCCUCAGCAUCAGCAGCAGCUUUUCCUGAAGCAGCAGCUCCUGCAGCAGCAGCAGCAACAGCAGCAGCAGCAGCAGGCUGCCUACUUCCAGCAGCAGCAGCAGAUGAUGCAGGCACAGCAGUUCCCAGCGAUGCAGCAAGGAGCGCCCGCGCAGCAGCCGCUGAUGCAGAACUACUACCAGCAGCAGCAGCAGCAGCUGCUGGCCCAGCAGGCAGCCAUGCAGCAGAAGAGCACAGCAGCAGCAGCAGCUCAGCAGAAGCAGCAACCCCUGGCACCGGCCCAGCCCGAGGCGCAGCCCAGCGCGGCAGCGCCGGCACCGCCGCAGGAGCAGGGGGCUCAGGCUCAGGCUCAGGCUCAGGGGAGGCAGCAGCAGCAGCAGCAGCAGCAGGCUCAGGGCCCAGCCCCGGCUCAGGCCCAGAAGCCGGGCUCGCUGACGCCGCCGUCCUCGCCCAAGGCGCAGCGCGCGGGGCACCGCCGCAUCCUCAGCGACGUCACCCACAGCGCCGUCUUCGGCGUCCCCGCCAGCAAAUCCACCCAGCUGCUGCAGGCCGCCGCCGCCGAGGCCAGCCUCAACAAGUCCAAAUCUGCUUCCACCACGCCCUCGGGCUCACCAAGGACCUCGCAGCAGAAUGUCUACAACCCUCCUGACGUGUCCACGUGGAACCCCUUUGAUGAUGACAACUUCUCCAAGCUGACAGCUGAGGAGCUGCUGAACAAGGACUUUGCAAAGCUGGGGGAAGGGAAGGCCCCAGAAAAGGCAGGCAGUUCCACAGAGAACCUGAUCCCAGGGUUCCAGCCGGCUGCGUCCGCAGCCCCGGCCGAUGCCUUCGGGGGCUCUUCCUUCACUGCUGGGCCAGCUGAAAAAACGAAAGACAUUCUGAGUUUGGACUCUAACCCUCCUCUUCUGACUGUGCCUGAUCCUUUCAUUCCUCUCCCGUUAUCUGACACCCCAGAAAAACUGAUUGAGGGACUCAAAUCUCCCGAGCCUGCGCUCCUGCUCCCCGAGCUGCUGCCUCUGGCUGACCCCUUCGGCAGCACGUCAGACGCUGUCAAUGGAAAAGCUGACGUGGCUGUGGAGAGCCUGAUCCCGGGGCUGGAGGCCCCUCUGCCCCAGCGCCUCGUGUCACAGAGCGAGUCCGUGGCCUCCAACAGAACAGACUCUCUCACUGGGGAAGACUCUCUGCUUGACUGUUCUCUGCUCUCUAACCCUGCUGCUGACCUCCUGGAUGAGUUUGCUCCCGUAGCUUUUGCAGCUCAGCCUCACAAAGAAGAUACUAACCUGAUAUCAGGCUUUGAUGCUCCUGAGGGCUCUGAAAAAGUGACAGAAGAUGAAUUUGACCCAAUUCCAGUGUUGAUAUCCAAAAAUUCACAAGGUGGGCAUUCUAGAAACAACAGUGGAAGCUCUGAGUCCAGUCUUCCCAACAUAGCCAGGUCUUUGCUGCUGGUGGAUCAGCUCAUAGACCUGUAGCAGUGACACAGUAGCAGACGCAGUUUCUGUAACGUACCCAAACCUCCGGUUUCCUUGCCAGAAGAGUUUCCUUCCCUUGUGCUUCUUUGGGGCUUUGCUGCUUUUUUUUUUUUUCAAUUUAUUUUAUUUUAUUCUCCUUUAAUUAAGAGAAAAAUCUGCCAACAGGGGACAGUCACCCAUCUGCCUGUCUUCCCGUGCCCUGGGGAAGAUUCUGGCUGAGUUCUCCAGGGAGCUGUUCUCUCUAAAGCUGGUAAAGCCCUGUGGGGUUCCCUCUGCACUGUCCCCUGGCCGUGCUCAGGGAGCUGUGGCUGCUCUGUGACCUGCUCUGGGUGUGGUUUUGGUUCUGUUCCCAUUUCCUCACGGCUGGGCAGGAGCAGGGGCCAGGUGACGGUGGCAGGGACAUCCCUCAGCUGAGGGACACAGCGUGGGAGAGCUGCUGGCUCUGAAUUGCUGCAGAGGAGGAGGAAGCCCUGAGUCCUCUGGAGCAAUCCAGCCAUACUCUGGUGAUGGUGUAUGUGAAGAGUUUCCCAGCUGUCCCCAGCUCAUGGUUUGCUGUUUAACAAUCCUGCUGGGAACAAACUGCGCGUCCUGGGGGAGGGAAAACCAGAGAAAAGGAAAAAAAGAGAAAAGGAAAAAGGAAACAACCAGAUUGUUAAAGCUGCAGAAAUGACUGUAAGUGAAGCAUAACAAGGUUUUGAACCAAAUCCAUGUGAGUAUGGCUGUGACUAGUGUUUCACUGACCUUUCUUUGGGUGACAAGGGUGCUGUGGCAGCAGCAGAUGUAUUUUCUGUGAGUUCUUUUCUGUGUUUGACUGGAAAAAAAGAAAAACCCCUCAGCCUACUGUAAAUUGUGUAUGAAACAAAUUGUCCUACGGCUGUUUGUCUAUUUUUAAUCCUGGUUUUAGUCAAGCAUCUGGUAUCUGUUCUGGGUUCUCCAUUUUCUCUUGUAACUGCUAUAGUGCCCCCCAGUUGAGUAUGGAGCCAUUGUUUCAGUAGACAAAGAUUCCUGUGGGCCUCUCUCCACCCCAGUCUCUGUGAACACGCAUGCACUCGGUUCAGGUGGUUUGAAAUCAGUGCUGCUACAACUCGGUGGGUUCUCCCUGACCUCCCCUCCACACGCUUGGUUUGUCAAUAGCUGGAUACGCUCAGCUCGUUCCCCUUGGCUUGCCAUGGAGUCUGGAAUUUCUAUCUCGUGUUUGAAAGCCCUCUCUGAGCAGAAGAACUCUUCCUCUGUAGUGGAAUUCUCCCCAGCUUCCUGCUCCCUGUGUUUGUGUUCGUAGCUGUAUUAGUACCAGUGCAGUUCCCACGUGCGAAAGUGCGAGCGACUGAAUGUGUCUGUGCUGGCCUCGCUGAGAAGGGAAGAACCCCAAGUUUGUGACUCCUCCUUUCCUCUCUCCAUCUCCUCCCCACCCCAGCACUUAGUUUAACAAAUUCUGUACAUAGAACUCCCAUCGCUUGUGUCUCCACAUUACUCUUCUUUUAAAACCUACACUUAUUAAUAAAAGUAUUGCUUAAGUGUGUUGUAUCAUUACAUGUGUAUACUGCACUUUCCAAGAGAAGCUUUACAUGAGAACUAUGGAAAUGACCUUAGUAAAAUUGUGGAUAGAACUUUAUUUUUUUUUUGUUUUAUAUUCCUAAAGCACAGGCAAGCUGGACUGGAAAACAUGAAGACGCUAUAGAUAGAAAGUUAUUGUAUAGUCAGAUACUGAGAUUAUAUGAAAAGAGAAUGGAUUUUAAAAAGUAACCAUCUACUGUAUAUUAGAAACAAAGAUUUCUGUGAAUUAAAGUACUUUUAAAGAAUGUUUAAGAUUUUAAAUCUAAUGGCGCUUGUUCAAGGGUUCUGGAAAAAAUGACAAAUGCACUGGGUUGUUAAUAAUGCUAUUAAAUAAGCAGAUGUGAAUGUUUAUUUUAUUGCUUUUUCAAGUAGCUGUUUAUGGGUGUGGGUGGAAAUACGAUAUUUUAGAGACGUCUGUUCUCAGACCUCCUUUAUCAGAAAAUAUUCACCAUGUGUUUGCAGAGUGAAUGGAAAUGAGAGAUGAGUGGAGAUUGGGGAUUCAUUUUAAACUCUCCAGAAACUGUGUCCCGUGGGCUCUGGGUUAGUGCUGGUGCUGCUCAGAACUGAGGAGUUUGUGUGAAAGCUGCUGCUCUGAGGGCACAAACAACUUCAUCCCGGGUCCCAUGGGACACUUGUGGUGCAUGGCAUUCCCGGAGGGGCUAAGAAUCCGUGUUGGAGCUUGCUUGGACCAGGGGAGGUGUUCCUGUCCCUCUGAAGGGCUGUGGGGUCAGGAGGUGUUCAGUGGCAG
Molecule: messenger RNA, 5218 nt
Organism: Ficedula albicollis (Collared flycatcher)
Lineage: Eukaryota; Metazoa; Chordata; Aves; Passeriformes; Muscicapidae
Gene: AAK1
Product: AP2 associated kinase 1
Exons: 22
Coding region: 64-2916 (950 amino acids)
Biological process (GO): protein phosphorylation
Molecular function (GO): ATP binding; protein kinase activity
Source: RefSeq, a predicted model, not a curated record